This is a messenger RNA of Adineta steineri, 525 nucleotides long. The record is from the annotation of a GenBank genome assembly. NCBI's taxonomy places the organism in Eukaryota, Metazoa, Rotifera, Eurotatoria, Adinetida, Adinetidae.
AUGAUUAAAACAGGUUGUCAGUUAUUAACUCGAUGGCAAUCGUUAACUGUACAGCCAUCUGUACGUCAUAUGAUUGCCGGUCGUUCACGUUCGGAAACACCACAAGCUGUACCGGAUGAUUGGGGUACGUCAAAACCACUUGAUAAACAAUCGAUAUCAACACCAAUAAAACGAAAUGAGAAACGUUUUGAAGAAGGAGAAUUUAUUAAACCACAAUGGGAAAGAAAACAAAUUAAUCAUAUAUGGUAUGGUUAUGAUUACAAUGAUAAAUUUCGUGAUGAAGCUAAAAUGAAACAACGAAUGUUUUCUCUUGUUUCUAUUGGUCUUUUUCUAUUUUGGUUUAGUUGGCGAUAUUUUCCUGAUCGAUUAUUAACUCAUUAUUGUCAACGUGAAGCUUAUCUUCGUUUAGCAUUACGUGAAAGUCUUGGUCUACCAGGUGUUAAUUGUUGGUAUGUUGAUCCAGCUAAAAUUGCGCCGUAUUUACCGAGUGAUGAAGAACUUGGUGAUAUGCCCAUUGAAAUUUAA